This is a messenger RNA of Penicillium salamii, 783 nucleotides long. Lineage: Eukaryota; Fungi; Ascomycota; Eurotiomycetes; Eurotiales; Aspergillaceae. The record is from the annotation of a GenBank genome assembly.
AUGGCGGAAAUUCCAGAGUUCUCCAAUCUGUCCCUUCAGAGACAUGGAAAUGUUUUCAUUCUGACUAUGCAGAAGCCCCCAGAGAACCGACUCAGUCUAUCCUUUUGUCAGGAGAUGAUCCGGGCGUUUCGCACAGUGGAGAGCAUCCUAGGCUCUGACUCGGAGGGGGCGGUAAUCACACGAAGCAGCGAUCCCAAGUUCUGGUGUACAGGACUCGACAUGGAUGAAGUGGCUACAAACCCAUUCGCCAACACAGAUGGUCUCUUUCCGCUCCUUCAUACAAUUCUCGACUUCUCAUUCCCGACAAUCGCCUUGCUCACUGGGCAUACAUUCGGCGCCGCCUGCCUACUGGCACUGGCCCACGACUUCCGCAUAAUGAACUCGCGCCGCGGCUUCAUGUGUCUACCAAUUGUGGAUAUGGGUCUACACUUCGAUGGGAUUGGAACAUUACCUCGCCUCAAGCUGGGUGCACCAAUCGCUCGUAAGUUACUUCUUGGAGCCCAUAGGUGGACAGGCCCAGAAGCAAUGGAGGAUGAGGUCGUGGAUGCCGUGGCACCGCCAGAGGAGAUGCUUAACAUGGCUCUUGAGAUGGGAGCCAAAUGGGCUCCCAAAGCAAAGAAAGGGUGCGUUGAAACCAGCCCAAGUUAUGCAAAGGUACUAACAUCUCGCAGAGUAUAUGCUUUAUAUAGGCGAGAGCUUUGGGGUGAGGCUAUCAAGACAUUCCAGGAGAUUAGUUAUGUCCAUGGUCGGCCAACUUCAACUCUUGUUAGAGCCAAGGUCUGA